This is a messenger RNA of Paramuricea clavata, 1662 nucleotides long. The record is from the annotation of a GenBank genome assembly. NCBI's taxonomy places the organism in Eukaryota, Metazoa, Cnidaria, Anthozoa, Malacalcyonacea, Plexauridae.
AUGCUUAAGCCCACACCUGGAUCAGCGUCUUUGAUCAAGACGACAAAAGAACUCAACCUUAACCAGUUAAUAAAAUCACCAACAAGAAUUACUGAAUCCAGUCAGACCCUCGUCGACGUUAUUUUCGUAUCCUCGCCAAGACUAGUAGUCAACAGCGGCGUCAUAGAAACCUGUAUCAGCGAUCAUUUCCCUGUGUAUGUAUCACUAAAACUUAAAACCGACAAAUCUCCACCAAACUAUAUCACUACCCGCAGCUACAAUAAAUACGACCCUGAUUUGUUCGCGAUCGAUCUGGCAUCCAACCGUGAUCGUCUUGUUUCCAUUUUCAGAAUGGACAAUGUUGAUGAAAAACUAACCAUUUUUAAUGAAAUAUUUUUAAAUACAUUGGAUAAACACGCCCCAGUAAAGACCAUAAAAGUACGCGGAAAAUCUUGCCCAUUUAUCACCUCGGAAAUAAAAGCAUCCAUGAUCAAAAGAGACCAGCUCCACAGUCUUUUCAGGAAAACACGUGAUCAUUAUGAUUGGCUUAAUUUCAGAGAGGCCCGCAAUUUUACAAAAACCGCACUUGUUAAUGCACAGAAAGCCUCAACACUAAUACAAGAUCCUAGUGUUUAUCCAGCUCGGAAUCUUUCUGACGUAAAUCGCACAGAUAACAGCUACCCUGAAGAAAAUGAUAGAUUUAGUUUCACCCCAGUCUCUUGUUCAGAAAUAAGGAACAUCAUAUUAGCUAUGCCGUCAAACAAAUCACCCGGCAAAGACAAAGUGAGUAUGCGUGUCAUCAAACACAGCCUACCGGUAAUUCUUGGGCCCCUCACCGAUAUCAUUAACUGUUCACUGUCGUCAUCUUCGUUCCCUAUAGCAUGGAAAGAGGCAGAAGUUAUCCCUUUGUUAAAGGAUGGAAACCACGAGGAAGCAUCAAAUAACCGCCCACUUUCUCUCCUUACCUUUCUUUCGAAAAUUUGUGAAAAAGUCGCCUUGAAUCAAUUUGGUUCGUAUCUAAUGAAGAACAAAAAAUUGUCAACCCACCAGAGCGGGAACAAGAAACAUCACUCAUGCGAAACAUUGAAUCUUUUGACCGGAGAUACUAUCCUAAAGGCCAUGGAUGGGAAAUUGGUUACUGCACUGAUUCUAAUAGAUCUAUCUAAAGCUUUCGACAGUGUAAAUCAUACUUUUCUCCUUACAAAACUUAGCAACGUCGGGGCUUCUCCAAGCGUUGUAAAAUGGUUUGAGAGUUACUUGACCGGAAGAACUCAAUCAGUCAGAAUUGGAUCAACUGUGUCUACUCCUCUCCCUGUUUCUUAUGGUGUACCACAGGGUGCAAUUUUAUCACCUUUACUUUUUAGCAUUUAUACUAACGAUUUGCCCUCAUCAGUCCACCAUAGUAAACUUGAAUCGUACGUGGACGACUCCAAGAUAUUACUAUCUUUCACUGUGGCUAACGUGGACUGUUUAAAGCAACAACUUGAGGAAGACUUGUAUUUGAUCGCAAACAGUUGUUCCGAAAAUGAAUUGCUUAUUAACCCGGGAAAGACCAAAUACAUGCUGAUUGGCACACGGCAAAACCUACAACAAUUUCCCGUAGAUAUGACCAUAAACUUCCUCAACGAGACUAUUACCCCCGUCUCCUUUGCCAAAGAUCUAGGAAUGACAAUCGACGAUUGA